AGUACCGCGAGGACAGUUACGCGGCUAACAAGCGCCUAGUCGCCCGGCGGAUAUCGGCAGGCAUCGCCCGACCGACGACGGACUCGGGCUCCGGACACGGUCUCAUCAAUUUCUCUCCUUUUCCCUCGGCUUCUCGGCUACACUGUUGCGCUUGCGCAUACCUGCUCCUUUUUUUGUUUGUACUCCCCUCUGCCCUCUCGGCUCGCGGGCGUCGCACACCAACACAACGUCUUGUGACGCGCUCUGAGACGCAUGCACGUUUCUCGGUUACUUUUUCUACGUUCGCGCGUAAAUAUUCACGAAUACAAUGAGAUCUUUCAUCUAACUCACCGGAUAUAAUCUCCCAAUAUGAAGUGCUUCACCGCGAUCCUUUUAACCGUAACCUUUGUGACUGGGGCCAUCUCUGAGGCGUCAGUACGGACAUGUGAACCUAUCAAAGUGGCUAUGUGCAAGAAUAUCGGUUACAAUCAGACUGGAAUGCCUAACUUGGCUCGACAUACGCUGCAAGCUGACGCUGAUGUGACCUUACAGACGUUUACACCACUCGUGCAGUACGGGUGCUCACCCCAGUUGGAUUUGUUUUUGUGUACAGUAUACGUGCCCAUGUGUACAGAUAAAGUUGCAUUACCAAUCGGACCAUGUAGAGGAUUGUGUGAGAGCGUAUACGCCAGGUGUUAUCCAGUGCUUAGUGGAUUCGGUUUUCCCUGGCCUGCAGAACUGGACUGUUCAUUGUUUCCCGCGGAAAAUAACCACGAACACAUGUGUAUGGAAGGUCCUGGAGAUCACGCACCGCCUGUAGGUACAAUAUCGCUGGAUUCAUCAAAUACAGGCAGGCCAGGCGCAUGCCAGCGACUCGUAAAACCUAAAAACUGGGUGUGGGUGCGUGGAUCGGGUCGGUGCGCGCAAUUCUGUGAUGCUGAAGUAUUGUGGGAAGCUGGAGAGCGACGAGCUGCAGAGGUGUGGCUCGCGACUUGGGCUGCAUUAAGUUUUGCGUGUACCUUGGCCGCGGUUGGAGCACAGUUGGCUUGUGGCGACCGAGGUGGAGCUGGCGAACGUGCGUUGGUACUGGUAGCCCUGUGCAGAUGUGCCGCAGCCGCUGGAUGGGGUGUUCGCGCUGCGGCGGGCCGUACUGCCGCUGGUUGUGCUAAAGAUUCUAUUAUGCCAACACGAAUGUUGUUAGCACACGAUGGCCUGGCUAAUCCCAACUGUGCUGUUGUCUUUCUUCUCCUGUAUUAUUUCGGACUGGCUGCCUCUGUUUGGUGAGUGAAUAUUUUAGUUAUUUACCUCCUAGA
Messenger RNA from Galleria mellonella (greater wax moth), 1292 nucleotides. RefSeq names its product frizzled-4-like. Gene Ontology annotation, cellular component: plasma membrane. The record is from RefSeq and is a predicted model, not a curated record. The coding region runs from base 349 to 1263 and encodes 304 amino acids. NCBI's taxonomy places the organism in Eukaryota, Metazoa, Arthropoda, Insecta, Lepidoptera, Pyralidae. Gene Ontology annotation, molecular function: Wnt receptor activity; Wnt-protein binding. The transcript has a single exon. Gene Ontology annotation, biological process: canonical Wnt signaling pathway; non-canonical Wnt signaling pathway.